GGAGUUAUCUGGCAUUUAGCAGGCUGUCAUAUAACUAACAGAAAGAUGGUGCCGUUUGAAAGGAAACCUGCUCUUCUUCAUGAAAAAUAGAAGCAGUACAUCAGACCUUGCUGAGGUAAUAGUCCUGUAACGAUGUGACAUUGUGGAGUGCAGAGAUAACAGGAGUGCAGCAUUCAUUAUCAAAUUUGAGAGUGGCGAGCCAGAGAUUUAUCUUGAAGCUAUCUCAAAGCCAGACUGUGAAGACUGGACUGCAGCACUCUGCGAGGCAAACUGUGAAGGCUUGCAAAGGAGAAUUGCACACCUCCAGUAUUUCAUUAUGGAAAUCAAAGCGAAUACAAGCUCAGAUGGAUCCAACCAAAUUCUCCCUCUACCAGAGAUACCAUCUCCACUGAUAAGUAAUGACAAAACUCCUUUUGAACCAAAGCUGGAAUUCAGUCUUGCAUGCAAGGAACUAGUGGCAACAAUUCGUGAUCGGAAACCAAAUUCUUUUGUGCAGAUCACUGUCAUAAAUCCUACACGACAGAAUCUGACCAAAUACUCUAAUACUGAAACAGUGGAGGGAACAAGAGAUCCAGUGUUUUUGACUGGUGCUGCUUUCCCACCGGGCUAUCCCAUUUAUGAGGAAACACUGGUGAAGUUAACUGUCUACGAUGUCAAGGAGAAAUCCCAAGAAACCCGAAGCUUCCUGGGCUCUGCUACAUUUGCUGUAGGUGAUCUGCUGAAAUCAGAUGAGCAAACGUUAACCAUUAACCUAAGCCCUCUAGAUGGUUCCAGCAAAGUGGGGACCAUAGUGGUCAGCAACCUUAAAAUGAGAGAGAAUGAAAAUGAAGAAACAGACCAAACCCCUGGUGAGGUUUCGAGGCCAAAGCCAACUUCAUUUUGUGGCAAUCUGUUGCACAGAACCAUUAAAGACCCAGAAAAUUCCUCACUUCUUGAUUCAGUCUUUAAAAAUAUCAUAUGGAAAGUCUACAGAUUGCCCACAGCUAAUGGUAGGUGGCUAUGUGUGAGGGAACAGAUGGCUGAAACAACACUGUCUUUCCUCAUCCCUAAACAAAUGAUCGCACUGUUCAUCCAGGAAGAUAUGAGAAGGUUGCAGGAUCUGGAAGAGCUGGGGGAGCUUUCCGCUCACUGGGACACACUGCGACAAAAUGUAACCAUCCAUUACCAGCACAUGAUUAGCAGCUACAAAGAAAUGCUUACGGAACUCAAUAAAUUCUCAGGGUCAUCAUUUAAACCAAGCUGCAGCAGAGGAGAGAAGAAGCUUGAAUUUAUUCCAGUUAAUCUGCAUUUACAAAGAAUGCAUGUUCAGAGUAGUUCUUCCAAAACUGAUGCCAUCUAUGAUGUUGUUACCAUUGGAGCUCCAGCAGCCCAUAUUCGGGGGUUUCGAAAUGGAGGCCUUCGUAGGCAACUAUACAGAUUUGAGGGAGAAAAAAGGAAUUCAGCAUACCAGUAUAUCUACUACUCACCUGAAGACACGACCAAAGCAAAAGAAGUGAUAACCAACAUUUAUAAACUUCAACCACUCAUAUUGAGCAACACAGAGCUUCUGCUAACUGCAACAAGGCAACACUCCAGUGACAAUCUCAAAGAUUCAUUGAAAACUCUCAGUGAAAUAACUGAACAGUUUAUACAUGCUUUUGAAGACCAGUUGCUGAGAAGUGCCCUGUUAGCUUUACAUAAGGCUCGUCCAAGCUACAUCAACAAAAGACACCCCAAUCCUAUCCAUAAUCCAGAUGGCAGCGAACAACAGUAUGAAAGCAGUGAACGCAGGUCCAGCAAAGAUUCAAUACCUCAUCAUGCUGAAUAUGACGAAGAAGAUUGGGACAGAGUUUGGGUGAACGUGGGGAAAAGUUUGAACUGCAUUAUUGCAAUGGUGGACCGACUGCUUGAACAAGUUGACACAGGACAAGAAUGUGAGAUUGAACCUUCAGCAGUUAAUCAAAUCACCUCUUUAGCAUCUGAUGACUGGUAUGAACAGCUGUACCCUCUGGUAGUUACUUUAAAGGACUGUGUAAAGGAAGUGAUUGACAGAGCAAAGAAGGCCAUGGUAUUUGUUGUUCUUCAAGAUUAUGGUUCCAAUAUAUCUCAGGCCCUGGCGUUGCAUCAGAGGAGAGAUGUUGUCUUCAGCCAAGCACUUGCCGGUCUCGUCUGUGGUUUUGUGAUCAAGCUGCACACGUGUUUACGUGACCAGGACUUCCUAUUGCAGCUUCACACUGUGGGUUUGCUUGUACAGUUUGAAGGACUUCUCAGCACAUACAGUGAAGAGAUUGGAAUGCUAGAGGACAUGUCAGUUGCAAUCGUAGAUUUACAGAAAGUGGCAUUCAAAGUUGUUGAAGCACAGUUGGAAGAGAAUGCUAGUACCAAUCUUUAUCCUGUUGUGACUGGAAUCAGAGAUUUUUACACAGUGGAGAUUCAGCUUCCCAGUAAGUUGUUUGAAGUUCUGCCGCAAGAGAUUAAAGAUGGAAAGCUGCUACGUGUGUACCCAGUAUUUUUUAAUAUUGGAAUAAAUGAACAACAGACUCUGGCAGAGAGGUUUGGGGAUAUUUCUCUGCAGGAAAUUAUCAAUCAAGAGAAUUUUAAAUUACUCAAUAAAUAUUAUAAAACAUUUCAAGAAAAACUAAUAUCAAAUUGUCAGCCUCGAUUUCAAACUCAGAUUGAUAUAAAAGAACUACUUCAAAGCCUUAGCCAAAACAUCCAAGUUCGGAAAAGAAAAAAUGUGGAAGUCCUAAAACUUGCUGCAUUGAUUUGCCGAAGGUUAAACGGAAUACGCUUCACAAGUUGUAAAAGUGCCAAAGACAGGACAUCCAUGUCAGUCACAUUGGAACAAUGUGUGGUUCUUCAAGAAGAACAUAGUCUACACCCGGACUAUUUUGCCAGAGCAUUGGACUGCAUGAGGAGCAGUUAUGCCAAGGGAGCAAUGAAUGACACCGAUGACCCUGAGGCAGUCUCUGAUAACAGACCAACUUCAAGCCACUUCUAUCCUGUCGCCUUGCUGCUUGUCAGUUCACACUUGUUGGUAGUGUGGCUGAUUUUAAGUCUUGCUUUACUCUUGGCCAAAUAUCAAUAAAAUGCACUUGUUUACUAUAUCAUUUUGUAACUAACAAUGUACUCAUGUAGAUAUAUAUGACUUGGUUUGUAACAGAACUGACAUGUUUGUAAGUCUUAAGUAAUUGUACUCCUUUUGUUUGGGAAACUGUCUGAACAACUUACUUUAUCUCAAUGUCUUUGUGUCAAUAAUUUUGUUGCUUAUUUUGUAUCAGUUUGUUGCUUCUAGCUCGAGUUAUGUAUUGUACUACUAUUAAGAUUUACUUUCAAGUGUUUGCCAUAAAAUCCUGGUCUGUUAUUCUAAACGGGUGACUACAGUAAUUGUAAAAAAUAUUUGUUUUCUUAAAAUAGCAAAAUAUUCUAAAAACAAGUGAAUGUAUAAAAUCAUGCCAUAUUUUUGGUCAGAAAUCUAUUGGGGGUAGUCCUAAAUUUAAAAAAAAGUUCAUUGAAUCUGAAAAUCAUUGUAAAUAAUUUAUAUAUUUGAUUUGAUGUACAUGAAAAGAGAUGCAAGGUCUGUUUUAUCUAUGAAAUUUAAUGAGCUUUAAAUAUUAUGGCGCCAUUCCAGAAAGUGCAAUAUGAGCACAUACUUAAUGUGUUUCCUUUGUUUGCCUGAUUUCUAUUCAUACUGAAAAGACACUUAAAAUCAUGAGAUAUGCAUGAUUUUUUUGAAAUUAACCCCUGACCUCACUAAGCUAAUGUUAAUGAUCAGAUGACCAAUGAGUGUAAGCAGGAAAUCAUACAUCAGGAAGCUGGAUUUGGCUCGUAGACGUUUUUUAAUUCCAAAAAUAUAUCGUAUUCAUAUAAAUAUCUCUAUAUACAUACAUAGUCUCUGCAGUACAGGUAGACAGUCCCUGGCCAGAUGAGGGAUGAGGGCGAAAGUGGGGCUGAUCAGAACCAAUGGUGGUUGCAGGAGUGAGAAAAGAAGUUUAGGAUAGGGGCUAUUAAAGGAUAUUUUCAUGACUUUACCAGGUCUGAAUGCUUUUUAAAUUUAUUUGGACUCAAUCAAGUUGACAAAGCCUCUGCUUGCCCCACAUGACCUUGACACUGCCAGAAAGCUGCAGUUAAGUAACAUUGAUGCAAAUACCUUGGGAACAUUACAUAUCAGGAGAAGUUAGCUAUGCAAAAUUGUGGUUUUUAACCUGUUUCAAAAUAGUUUAGUCAUACAUGUUAGAAUAAUGUAGUUAGUUCUCCAACUACGUUAUGGCCUACAUUUUCCAAUGGCCGGAUAGCCACUAUGCAAAAAUAGAUAGGGACCCUGGAGAAUCCCCUUGUUACACAUUCCGAAGGAAUUGCCUGGAAGUUGAAUUAUUUGCUGGGCAAUCCCCCUAUAAGUGGGAUCCACCAAAUGUCUCCUUCCAAAUUGGAGACUUUGGAUUGUUUUGAUUAAAUUAAAUAAAGUAUUUACUCAGCAAAAUUUAGGCUAUGAAAUACAUUGUUUAACUCCUGAAUGACUACUAAAUUAAUCCCACACUUACCUAUUGACUCGGAGAUGACAUGCUUCCCAUUUCCUGUCUGCUGAACCCAGCUCCUGCCCUUCUUACCAGACCAAAACUGGCAUCUCACUCCCCACCCCACAGUGGAUCUGACCUGACUUAGUCCAACCCCUGCUGGACCAGACCACACCAGCCCAGACCCGAGACACGACAAUCCAAACUCCCAUCCCCAAAACCACCAGCAGCACCACUACCAUUUGUGGACCCAAACCCACAGCCCCAGACUUAACAUCCACCCCUCCUGUCAUGACAUUCUAAUUUCUCCCGUACAACCUGCUGUACCCUUGGUAUGGCAUCAUUUGCCUUGCCACUUUGCAGCCUACAUUGUUCACACUUGGCGUCCUGUCCUCUACUCAGGUAGCAAGUUACAUGGUUAGUAGCCUACUUUAUCUGGCAUCCUGCCCUCCUUUCACUUUACUUACCUGACACCCUACCUCUAUUCCCAUCCAGCACCCUACCCUAGUUCCCUAUUCCCCCCACCCUACUGCUAGCACCCUACUCAGCUGGCAUUACUAACCUAUCAUAGUACCCUGUACACAUCUGGCUUCUUACCCCAGCACCAUAUUAUCCUUUCCAGCUGGCACCCCACUUACAUGGCACCCUAUUCCAAAAAAACAUCUGUCACCCUAUUCUCCCAGCACCUGUCAGAACCUUUAAAUUUCAGCUUAUAGCAGCUGACUGCUCGGAAAAGGUACCUCUGAUUGGAAUAUCAUUUCAGAAUUGUGAAGCUAUCUCCCUUCAUUAAAAAAAAAGGACCAGUGUGGCAAUCUGCGUGAAAUUACCUCUUCUUGGCAAAUCUAACCCUUUAUGCCCAUGUUUUUCAAUGCUGCAAUGUACAGCAUCACUAUUUAGGCUGCUGUUAUACCAGGAAACAGGCUCUUGUUCAGUACAAUUUAUAAUUCAUGUGAUUUAUUGGGCAAUUUUGCUAUUCAUGCCUGGUACAAUUGCAGUGAGCCUUGCAAAUUACGUUUGAUGAUACCAUGAGUGAAACGCAAUGAGUUCAGAAUCAGCAUGACCAUGGAAAUGUCACAGAGAUAAACCAUAAUUUCAUUCCAUUCACAUCGUAAGCCCACCUGAAAACCUGUCAGAUUUUCUGUUUUCUAUCUGUUGACCUGGGCACAUCUGAGGUAAUGCAUUUUGGGAAGUCAAAUGCAAGAGGAAAGUGUGCAAUAAAUUAGAUUUAGAUUUAUUAUCACCUGUAUAAAAAUACCAUAAAUUUUUUUGCAUGUUCUACACAAAAUGCAGCCACACUCUGGCUCCAUAGAAUCAUACAGCAUGGAGAUAGACCCUUCGGUCCAACCAGUCCAUGCUGAACAUAGUCCCAAACUAAACUAGUUCCACCUGCCUGCUCCGGGCCCAUAUUGCUCCAAACCUUUCCUAUUCACAUACUUAUCCAGAUGUCUUUUAAACAUUGUAAUUGCAUUCACCACUUCCUCAGAAAGUUCAUUCCACAUGUACACCACCCUCUGUGUAAAAAAUUGCCUCUUAUGUUUUCUUUAAAUCUCUCAACUUAAAAAUGUGCCCCCUUGUCUUGAUAUCCCCCAUCCUAGGGAAAAGACAACUACCAUUAACUCUAUCUAUACCCCUCAUUAUUUUAUAAACUUCUCUCAGGAUGCCUUUCAACCUCCUACGCUGCAGUGAAGAAAUUCUCAGUCUAUCCAGCCUUUCUCUGUAACUCAAACCUUCCGUACCCGGCAACAUCCAUACCCUCUUCAGUUUGAUAAUCUCCUUCCUAUAACUACAUGAACAGAACUAGACAGCCUCUUCCAGAAGAGGCCUCACCAAUGUCCUAUGCAACUUCAACAUAACUUCCCAACUCCUGUACUCAAAGGACUGACCAGUAAAGGCAAAUAGGCCAAAUGACUUUUUAACCACUCUGUCCAUGUGCUGCAAACUUCAAAGAAUUAUGUACCUGCCCCCCUAGGUCUCUCUGUUCGACAACACUACCCAAGGCCCUACCAGCCAAGUUGAAGCACUGAACGUAAUGCAAGAUUUUACUGCAGUCAAGUUCAUUGUUCUCUGUUUCUUGUUCCUCCUCUGCUGCUCCUUCAAUCUCUGUUUGACCUUGGCUGGAAUUUGUGAAAUAGGCUCUUGGGCCUCUACCACCAUCAUAAUCUUGAUUGCUGUGUCUGAGCUUGAGCUAUGGGCCUGGGGAUGUGCAGAUUCUGUCUCUUCUGUUCCCCUUCCAACACUCCUGCCAGCCAUUGGCUGUCGGGGUCCUCUGCCAUCCUUUUUCCUGAUGCUUCUGCUCCUUCAGGUGCCCAGGCCUAGCCUCAGACCUGAAGCCUUGCCUCAGCCUGCAAGUCUGGGCUGAAGUAGUCACCCAGACCUGCUCUUUGCUCGCCAGGCUGAGAUGGAGCAUAUCCGGCUUGUCCUGGCAAUGUUGCCGCUGUUGUGGAGGUGGCCAAGCCCUGGGCUCAACCCUGCUCUGCCGCCAUCUUGGAGUAAUGAGACGCCCUUUAGGAGCUUCAAUAUACAGGGGGGUCUUGUGGUGCAAGUCUGUAGCUCCCUGAAAGUGGCAAUACAAGUGGAUAAGGUGAUAAAGAAGGCAUAUGGCAUGCUUGCCUUCAUCGAUCAAGUCAUUGAGAGAAUGCAAAAGAGAUUUACCAGGAUGUUGCUUGGAUUGCAGGGUAUUAGGUAUAAGGAGAGAUUUGCCAAACUUGGUUUAUUUUCACUUGAGUGUCAGAGGCUGAGGGGCAACCUGAUAGAUGUGCAUAAAAUUAUGAAAGGCAUGGAUAGGGUUGAUAGUCGAGUCUCUUUCCCAGGGUAGAAAUGUCAGUUACCGAGGACUAGGUUUAAGGUGAGAGGGGAAAGUUUUUUUACAGAGGGUGGUAUGUGCCUGGAAUGCGCUGCCAGGGGAGGUGGUAAAAAUAGACACGUUAGCAAUGUUUAAGAGGCAUUUAGACAGACGCAUGGACUGAAUCAAAGGAUAUGGACUGUGUGCAGGCAGGCAGAUGGGAAUAGUUUAGAAUGGCACCAUGGUCAGUUCAGAAAUGGUGGACUGAAGGGCUUGUUUCUGUGCUAUACUGUUCUAGGUUCUCUUGCUCUCAGGAGUAUUUCCAGCAUCUACCACAGAGCACUUACACAUACCUGACACAGACAUGCUAAAUAUCCAUAGAGUAGGUUGGUGCUUGAGGCAGAAAGUCUACAUCAUAGUGUUUGAGUAACAUAAAUGUGCACCAUUGAUUUUUGUUGGUUUGAUUUGCAAAACAAAGCACUAUGAUUGUUUGUGCUUAUGAAAAUUUUCUUUAGGAGACUAAAUUAUGUAAUGAAAAGUUCCAAUUCAAUGAACAAUUGAUUAUUUUGGUCUGCUCUACAGAUUGACUUGUGUAAGAUGUAUCAUCACUUGUGUUAAAUAAAUGUAGAUGAUUACCUAGUUAUUUUUACUUAUUGAAAAUGUU
Messenger RNA from Stegostoma tigrinum, 7939 nucleotides. RefSeq names its product inositol polyphosphate-4-phosphatase type II B (gene inpp4b). Gene Ontology annotation, cellular component: cytoplasm. The record is from RefSeq and is a predicted model, not a curated record. Bases 317 to 3067 code for a protein of 916 amino acids. Lineage: Eukaryota; Metazoa; Chordata; Chondrichthyes; Orectolobiformes; Stegostomatidae. Gene Ontology annotation, molecular function: phosphatidylinositol-3,4-bisphosphate 4-phosphatase activity. The transcript is spliced from 25 exons.